This is a messenger RNA of Penicillium canariense, 2175 nucleotides long. Its product is annotated as fungal specific transcription factor domain-containing protein. The annotation marks the transcript as partial. Gene Ontology annotation, molecular function: zinc ion binding; RNA polymerase II cis-regulatory region sequence-specific DNA binding; DNA-binding transcription factor activity, RNA polymerase II-specific. Gene Ontology annotation, cellular component: nucleus. Lineage: Eukaryota; Fungi; Ascomycota; Eurotiomycetes; Eurotiales; Aspergillaceae. The transcript has 5 exons. Gene Ontology annotation, biological process: DNA-templated transcription; positive regulation of transcription from RNA polymerase II promoter by galactose. The record is from RefSeq and is a predicted model, not a curated record.
UGCACGCCGCGCACCGACAGUAGAGCAAGCCACCGAGCAUCCAAUACUGAGUCCGUCCUCCCUGUUGCUCGGAUAUGGCUGAUGCAUUGGACCCCCCACUGCCGGUCACCGCGUCCCCAAGGCGUGCCAGGAGUGCCGAAAGCGCAAAAUCCGCUGCAAUGGCCUGAACCCGUAAGAUCACUCCGCCCAGGCGGUGGCAGUUCAGCUGUGGAACUGAACCUGACGUUUCUUUCCAGAUGCAAAACAUGUCAGCAGAGGAAUACCCCCUGCAUGUACAGGGACUUCAUCCGGCAUCGAAGGAAGAAGCAUGAGUAUCAAGAGGCCCGACAUGAGGACCAGCCCCGGCGAGCCUCGCCGGCGGGCACCCCAUCGACCAGACCUCGGAGCUCAUCAAUUAUGCAUACUUUUCCCAACAGCGUCUCGGCCACGCAUAUGGCAUCGCCUUCAUGUCAGAUGCAGCUCUACUACGGACCCACUUCGCAUUUUGCGCUGAUGCAACAUAUCUACCGGGAUCUCGUCUCCAACCCGACUUCCCAUCCGGCACCCUCGAGCGGAGUCGAAGAAGCAGGCGCUGGCCUGGAUCUAUUCAGCUUCCGUCGUAUCUUUUUUGGGACCCCAGACACCCAUGACAUCGGCAAGUAUGCGGGUGUGGGCGAUGUCCCGCUGAUGUUCUUAUCAUAUGAGUUGGCAAAAGUCUUCCUUUCGCGAUUCUUAAACACUCUCUACUAUCUAAUGCCUCUUCGCCCCAAAGCUUAUUUAGCGCAAUGCCUAGAGGAGCUCUAUGACCCUUCUCCUGCGGUGCACCCGGAUACUCUCACUCAGGCCAUCAUCUUGAUGUCGCUGGCAACUGGCUCCCUAGGCACCGAGUAUUUUGCCUGGGGCGACGUACUUUUUGACCGUGUCAAGACGUCGUUAACAUCAUACGACGACGUUGUUAAUCUACAAACUGGUCGGCCCAAUUCGGCCUUUUUGCAUCUUGGGUCCGCCGCUCGCAAGGCUCUGUCUGCUGGCUUACACAAAGAUGUCCCCCAUGGCGAUUCUCAAAACCAUGAGACCAUUGAAGAGCGACGAAUCACAUUCUGGUCUCUCUAUCUUUAUGAAACGUGGUUCUGCUUUCACUCUGGUCGACCCAGCUCAUUGUCUUUGAAAGAUGUCGCAAUCGAAUAUGCACAGGAUCCAUUUAUUCGGCUCUUGGCUGAACUCUGCAAGACGAUCUCGCGAUCCACCAACGAGAUCUACGGCCAUCGUCACGAGUCAUUGUUACACAUGUGGCGGGUGGCCCGCUCAAUUACUCAUGACCUUCGUGGCCAAGAGGUGCACAUGCAACAGGCAUUGGGCUUUGGGCUGAAUGCAAGUAUUCAAACAGGAUCUCUGGGUGUCCGGCAGACAAUUUUUACUACUUUGUACUGGCACACUCUUCUCCUUACUUUCCGCCCUUUCUUAAUCUUCCGCGGCCACUGGCAGCGGGACAUGAAAAUGUCACUCCAACAACCCGGUGGCGAUGCAUCCAGUCGUCCAACCGAAAUUCCCGCCUGGCUGAAUGAGGCUUGCGAUCAUGCUCUUACCGCCGCGAGGAAAACAAUUCAUCACCUAUGUGAAGCAGCUCGUGCUAAUGACUUAGUCAAGGUGCCGCAAUUACGAUACCAUGGAUAUUUUAUUAGCAGCUCAACCUUCACGUUGAUAUAUGACCUGCUCCAUGAUCCAGCUGCAGCAGCAACGCACCUGCCUUGGGUAUACGCUUCCCUACAGAAUCUGUCCACGAUGCGAAAAGGCGAUCCCAUUGACAGCACAAUCGCGGCGGUCCAAACAGUGCUGCGCAACAUCAAGCCUUCUUAUGAAUGGACACCCCAUCCCACGCCUGAAGAGAAUUCGACAUACCGCUCGGAGGGGCCAAUAUCCGUUUCUCGAACUCCUGACAAUGCCAACCGUCAACAAGGAAACCAUACUAGUGUUUCGUUUCCUCAAAACCUGUUCCACGGCCAACAGCCAGACCUAUCAACACCUCAAUGGAGCCUUCCACUGCUCGAGGGACCGGAGACUGGUGGGUCUGGCGGCUCAAACGAGGAUCUCCUCGACUUCACCCAGUCCGAUAUGGGGUGGAAUUUCGAUUUCUCGACUAUGGAUUUAGAGGCGUUUUUCUCUAUAUACCAGUCCGUGGACCAUUCAUUUCCCUAG